AAACCUUCAUUUUCCGAACUGAUGAAGCAAACGAACCCAAGUGUUCUCUGUGAGACUGUCGAGUACUAUCUGUCAUGUUUAGAGUCAUCGUCUCCCAAGUCCGCUCCAUUAUCUUUCCUUUGAUAUAACGUAGUUGAUCCAAGUGGCACUAGUGAGAGUUUUAAUUUGGAAAAGGUGCUUAUUUCUUGUCUUCAAGAUGUACCAAGCAAUCUGGGAGAAGAAGCCUGCCCAUUUGUUAGGCCACUCUAGAAACAAGAGAUUUUCUAUAUUUCUCAUGAACCAGGUCUCUCGAUUAGCUGAGAAGAAUUGUUGUUGAAGUGAAGCUGGCACAAUCGUUUCUCAUAUAUUCUUUGUCAGUAAACAGUCUCUCAAGCAACAGUCAGUUUGUAUCAUGCAACUCAAACUUUGAGAUGAUGUGGGGAAAUCAUCCAAACCAAAUAGUUCAGAAAUCGGCAGGCAGUACCAAUUGGCGUCACAACGGGAAGCAAUUGACAGGCAGUAGCGGCCUCUACAACGUCGCCAAAAGGCCAAAGGUCAAACAAUUGGAAGUUUCCGAUCAUCGGUGCUCUACUCUCCAACACCGACAAGGUUCCGAUGGAUACCUCUCUCCGACCGGCAUUUAUGAUGGGCUCUACGAUUACGGUCAAAGAUGUCUUGUGUACCACUUGGAAGCCAUAAGGGACAUCGAGAUCAAGUUACUAGAGCUGAGAUUCAAAUACCUGACGCUUGGAAGGCUGGAAGAAGCGGUGCCCUGAGCGCCUGAGAAAUGGCAAAAAUGGCAUCGUUUUGGGGAGCUCAACCACUUCGUCAAAAAGUCAUCCCAAAGCAUCUUGAUUCAUUGGCCACGUGUUUGGAGCGCUCUGAGUUGCUGAAUGACGUUGGAGCUACAGUUUUAUCUCCAUGGAAAGCCUAACCAAAGGCCUAAAAAUAGGUCACUAGAGAUAGGAAAUAAAGAAAAGGAGACGAGAGGUCAAGGAAGGGUCGUUACUCUGUCGAUAGAGCAACCUCCUAACGUAGAAUGAGACCGACCUACAAGGGAGAAUCGGUGCCCAAAAUAGAGCCACUGGCCUGUUUUCUCUUUCACCGGCACAUAUCUAGUGGACAUCUUGAUGUCUUCGUUUCCAUCGAUGAACACCCAGGAACUCCUACCCAUGGAUGACUAAUUUUCUUAGUUGCAUCAUAGGUAUGUGAACUCUAGUGGUUCUAACCAUGUAAGCAAUGUAGUUAAAAGCUAUAGUUUAAGCCUAAAAGCUUACGCUUUUAAGUUCUUACCUCCUCCAAUAUAGUAUUUUUCUUUGA
Linum trigynum is the source of this 1299-nucleotide messenger RNA. Lineage: Eukaryota; Viridiplantae; Streptophyta; Magnoliopsida; Malpighiales; Linaceae. The record is from the annotation of a GenBank genome assembly.